AUUUGUCAGGCAUUUUAUACUGGUGCAUUCGAAAUUGCAGUUCUUGUGUACAAUGUACAUUUUGGAAAUUUAAAACUAUUGCAAUAUUAAAUAAUAGAAAGAUUAUCAGCGUUUGGCGCUUAUUGCGUCAACAAAAGUUACUAGUACAUUUACUAUGGAUAAGUUUGUGACAAGAGCCCCGACAUGGCAAAAGCUAACCUAUGCAACUGCGCUUGAAAAAUCCCGAAGAGAUAUUCAGCCGACAAAUAAUUGUAUGGUGAAAAAGAAGCCACUGCGAGAAAGCCAAGUGAAACAAACUGAAAUGGUGGAGAACUCGCCCGUGCGAAAUAAACGUCGAUUAAGCAUUCGGGAUGAGCGAUUGUUGAAAAUUUUUGCAAGCAAACCUGACCAGCCAUUGGUGCCAUCUAAUGAGGACAGUGGGCUCAGUAGCUCUUCCCAAGGAUCCAUAGAAAAUUUCAAUUUUCUUGUACAUGGAGCUGACGAGAGAGAGUCUUUGCCUGAGAAAGCAAAAAACCUGUGCGAAUUGAGCGACUAUGUGAGCAGCGCCGAUGUAAUGCGUUCACAGCAAAAGCUCUUGAUAUCCGAAACGCCACCAGCAACUUUCAAAGAGGUGUUACUUGAAAGCAACCAAAGUAACUCCGUUGCAACUUCUUCUAAAACUGCAAUAAAUUCCGAGGCGAAAUCAUCUGACAGCAACAUAGCUCCUCAAGCCAGCCUUAACAACGUCGAAGGAACUCUCACGGAAGAGCCUACGACACCCGCAACAACUACCAGACCACAAAUGGCGCGCAUACAACGUGAUCUCAAUAGCCCUUCUGCCACAGUACGCGUGCGAGCAAUGAGGGCUUUAAAAAAUCCCAAUAACGCUGCUUAUACCAACUUUGACGUACCACAUGAAGAACAAGAUAUUAUCAGUGUAGAGGAACGCCAACCACCUCCACCACCUUCGAUCGAGGAGCUAAUGCGUGACAUUGUGGUUUAUGUAGAAGUACGUACCGGCGAAGAUAAUCGGUCUGAAGGUGUAAAAAAAGUAAUUUCCCAAUUAGGCGCACGCGUAAAUCACAAACUUCUUAGAGGUACAACACAUGUGAUAUUUAAAGAUGGUCUGUUAUCCACAUACAAAAAAGCUAAAAACUGGAAUAUACCUGUCGUUUCGAUUUUAUGGGUUGAAGCCUGCAAAAAUAAGCGAAUAAUUUGUGAUCCGAACGAAUAUCCCAUAUCGAAUAUAGAUCGCUAUGAAAAUCCAGAACUGUACGACAAAAUGAAGCGUCACAAGUCUAUGCAACCGGAUUCAGAAUGUAAUAAACGUAUUCGCCUCAGGCAGGGUACUACAAAAGACUCUACACCUAAGACUGGAGCAGAAGCGCUUACUAAUUCGUCGAUUGUGAAUAAUACGCCAAAAUCGAGUAGGAAACAGACUGAUAUAAGUCAAUACUUUAGAAAACUAGCUGGUGCCAACAGCACACCUAUUGCUGAUAAAAAUGCUUUACCUGGGUCAACAACAUCGAUAACGAAAGCCAAAGAUGUGGCUGAGUCACCCGCUACCCAGCUGUUAAAUAGAAUUGAAAGCAACUCGUUCACACCCCCCCUUCAGCCUAGAAAAAUCCAAAGCGAUACAAAUACUACAACUUUAUCAAUAGCAAUGUCACUGAAGUCCUCAAGUACUGGCACUUUGUCCGAGCGUACUAACAUAACAAGCGAGUCUAGAAAAUGUUUAAAAUUCCCAUCGCCCGGACAGAGAUCGGCUAAGAAGAAAAAUCCCAAUAUACCUUCACCAAAAAAACCUUGUAUACAACGACGUUCCAGUGUUCAGGUGCCUGUGGCACAGAGUAGAAGUGAUUAUUCACUACAGGCGUCUGGUACCGUUACACCUGGUCGAGUAACGCGUCGACGAAGUUCAAUUCAUACCACAGUCAACAUGAGCCUCAGUACGCUUGUGCCGAGCACGCCAGAUUUAAUCUCACAUUCCAAUCAAGCAACAUUUAGUGCAAUACCCGAAGAGGAUGGUGAGAACACUUUAAAGAAGAGUGUGAACCAAACUACUACAAGACAAAAGCUAAGCAGUCCGAAAAGUCCCAUAAAUGGCUCGGUUAUUAAAAAGCGUAUUAUAAGACGGCGCACAACUUACACGAAUAAAACUCCUGAAAUAUCACCCGAAAAAUCAAAAACAACAAAGCGACGCACUCUAUAUACCCCAAAACCAGUAGAGGAGAAUGUGUUGGAGUCGUUGGCACAAGUAGAUGGAACACCAAAAGUGCUGGACGAAAAUUUACUACAAUUUGCUUUAACACCAACCACACUUGUCGAAAGUAAGGAAAGACUAUCUGACAAAGAAAAGAAUAGGGAAGUCGAAGUUGGUGCGUUAAUCGAAGAGCACUCUUCAACUAUAAUUUUCAAUUCAACCCGUCUACCCAGUGCCAAUCGGCGGCGUACACUCUUCGAUGUUUCAAUGGAUAUCAUACAACAACGUUUACACAAUAUAAACAAUUCGGCAAGACGCUCAAUAGCACCUGAGCUAGUUUCUAUUGAAAAGAACCCAAACAUAGUUCAACCUCCGACAAAUACAAAUACUUUGCCGUCGGCUUCGAAGCGCGCCAUAGAAAUUGACGAGACAAUCGCAGAAAUAGCUGCGCCAAAAACACCUGCUCCGACAAACCCAAUUUCUCCACCUAAAACUGUUAAAAAGCGCAAGUUAUUUGUACCCAACGAUACAGCGCUAAUUUUAACUGCUACGCCCCCGACUUCAGCAAAGAAGAGCACAACUGAAACAAGUGCAAAGCGCAGACGCACCAUGACACCAAAAGUAGUAGAAAACCCACAGAAACCACGAUACAGUAUCGUCGCAAAUGCUAGGUCGCGUUCAAAUGUUAUUAUAAAACCCACCACGCCGGCGCACAUAACGGAUCUAACGAAGAGUGCACUGCAAUUAGUGGCUACGCAAACAAAUGGGUGGAUCCAAAAUGAAAAGGGUGAAGGGUUCAACGCACAGUCUUCCACGCAAUUGAAAAAAACUGCAACGACAGUUGAUAGUAAAGUGGAAGAAUCGGCGCCGAGCCUUACCACAAAAUCUGUCGUUGUUGCACCUGCAACGCAAAAGUCUGCAUUAGUGAAUGAGUCAAAGGAUGCAACGAAAACUACAUUACAAUGUAAUGCUGUUACAACAACUACAACACUACCAAAACAAGCAUCAUCCAUGAGCUUAAUUUCAAGUAAAACAUCCGAUACUACAGCCAAGAAACAACUGCAACAAGACAUGGAAGUUGACGAGAACAUCGCCCUAAACACGCCUUCCAAUUCAACGAUAUUAUCACAAACGUCUGCUGCAGCUUCUUCUUUUGUACCGGACGAAAAUGCAAAAUUGCCGCUGCCUACAGUGGAAAAACUACCUCCAAUAACGAAUCAACCUCAAGAGAAAGUUGUGAAAAAGUCUCAAAUGAGCAACAGGCCAGACAAAGCCAAAGAUGCAGUGGCAGUAGCAACGGGUAGUAUGACUACGCAAUCGUCAAAAAGUGCACCCGCCAGCAAUAAGAAAUGGCCAUAUAUUGUGUGUACCAACAUGCACCGGGAGCAAAUAAAAGUGAUACGUGAGGCAAUCGCUACUCUUGGUGGCCUGCAACUGAAUCACUGUGUUAACGACCAUACUACGCAUGUGGUGAGUUACGAACCGCGUCGAACGCUGAAUCUACUGCGCGGUCUAAUACGUGGCCUCUGGAUUCUCGAUUACAAAUGGGUAGUAGACUCACUUAAAGCCGGUUGUUGGCUAAAUGAGGAAGAAUAUGAGUUGAGAGUGUUUUCGCGCGCCGUCGAGAUUUGUCGCACCGAGCGUCAGGCUUUUGGCAAUACCUACAAAUGUGAACUCUUUACGGAUUUAGGUGCCUUUUACAUAUCGUCGCGUUGUGGUCCCAUCUCAAAGGAAAAUCUAAAAGAGCUUAUUGAAUUAUGUGGCGGCAAAGUGGUCGAUCAUCGCAAACGUGCUAAAUAUAUACUCGGCGAUCCACACAAAUCACUCGAAGAUAAAGUCUACGUAACUCCAUUUUGGGUAUUGGAUAGCAUUACGCAGAUGCAAGUGAUGCGUCAACAAAAAUAUAGCUAUGCGUCGAAUCAAAAUCAAAUCAUGAAGACGCAACCGCAAUUGUUGUCACAGGCAAACGACGACGCAGUGGUUUCAACUUAAUUAUAGAUACAUAGUAGCGCAAUGUGAAAUUAAAAUUAAAGCAUCACAAAGAUUUUGUUGGCAUUUUCACAAAAAAUUUGUUAAAAUAUGGAAAUUUUUUAUGGAGAAAUCCACUUAGUAAAAUUUAAGAAUUAUUUAGAACUCAUGAACGUUUUCUUUCCAUUGCAAUUGUAGUAAAUAACAUUAAAAAAAUAAUAAUAAAUUAUAUAAUAGUAAGCUAUAUCUAUUGUUUUUAUAUUAAAACUUGAGUCAACUUGAACACUUUUAGAUCUCUACCAUUAAGACCUAUAGAAUCCAAAAGAUCGUUCAUGAGAUGUGUAUUUAAAGCAAAAAAUAUAAUUCUCUCAGAUAGCUAUGAGAGAAUUAUCGAUCUAGCUA
Rhagoletis zephyria (snowberry fruit fly) is the source of this 4552-nucleotide messenger RNA. RefSeq lists its product as uncharacterized. The record is from RefSeq and is a predicted model, not a curated record. Lineage: Eukaryota; Metazoa; Arthropoda; Insecta; Diptera; Tephritidae. Gene Ontology annotation, biological process: mitotic cell cycle.